Molecule: messenger RNA, 2574 nt
Organism: Entelurus aequoreus (snake pipefish)
Lineage: Eukaryota; Metazoa; Chordata; Actinopteri; Syngnathiformes; Syngnathidae
Product: diencephalon/mesencephalon homeobox protein 1-B-like
Exons: 5
Coding region: 179-1354 (391 amino acids)
Biological process (GO): regulation of transcription by RNA polymerase II
Molecular function (GO): DNA-binding transcription factor activity, RNA polymerase II-specific; RNA polymerase II transcription regulatory region sequence-specific DNA binding
Source: RefSeq, a predicted model, not a curated record
GAUGAACCGGGAUAUCUUUUUUUAAAUAUUAUUUUUGCUUAAGGAUACUCACCGACGCCCCAAAAAAUAUAUAAAAUAUGAAUUUCAACCAGAGGAAUUUCGAGGAGACCAUUUAAGGAGAGUAAAAUAUUGGAUAUUUCACUUCAUAAAAGACACGUCAAGAGAGAGGUCAGAGGUCAUGCAGCACUACGGGGUGAACGGCUACUCCCUGCACGCCAUGAACUCCCUCAGCGCCAUGUACAACCUCCACCAGCAGGCGGCGCAGCAGGCCCAGCACGCGCCCGACUACCGGCCGUCGGUGCACGCCCUCACCCUGGCUGAAAGACUGGCUGACAUCAUCCUGGAAGCCCGCUAUGGCUCGCAGCACCGAAAGCAGCGGCGCAGUCGGACGGCGUUCACGGCCCAGCAGCUGGAGGCCCUGGAGAAGACCUUCCAGAAGACGCACUACCCCGACGUGGUCAUGAGAGAGCGCUUGGCCAUGUGCACCAACCUGCCCGAGGCCCGCGUGCAGGUGUGGUUCAAGAACCGGCGGGCCAAGUUCCGCAAGAAGCAGCGCAGCCUGCAGAAGGAGCAGCUCCAGAAGCAGAAAGACGCCUCCGGAGCGACGGAGGCCUCGGCGGAGGACGCCAAGGCCGACGUGGCGCCCUCCUCCGCCGUGGCGCCCGACGCCCGCACGUCUAUCUCUCCCUCGUCCUGCCCCUCGGAGACGGAGAGGCUGGCCGCUCAGCCUCAGCCCGGGGAGACGAGCGUGGAAGUCAACGUCACCUCGCCCGAGCCGUCCGACAGCGAGUCGGCGGCCGAGGACAACGGGGAGGAGGAGCGAGUGAGGGCGAGGACCAGGGAUGAUGUGCGCGGGGACGCGGGCGUGCACCCUGGCAGCAGCUCGCCGUCCUGCAAACCACUCAGCCCGACGUCAGAUUCCCCCCUGAGCUCGCCCGCCCUGCCGUCCUCCAGCAGCGUGACGAGCGGCCUGUCCCACAGCAACUCGUACGCCUCGUCCCCGCUCAGCCUCUUCCGGCUGCAGGAGCAGUUCCGGCAGCACAUGGCGGCCACCAACAACCUGGUGCACUACCCGCCCUUCGACGUGAGCGCGCCGCCGCCGCCGCCGCCUCCCUCCUCCCUGCCUUACUUGGGCAUGAACGUCAACAUGGCGACGCCGCUGGGCUCGCUGCCCUGCCAGUCGUACUACCAGACGCUGUCGCAGGCCCAGCAGGUGUGGAACAGCCCGCUCCUGCAGGGGGCGCCGGGCGGCCUUCCGGGAACCCUCAACAGCAAGACCACCAGCAUCGAGAACCUGCGGCUGAGAGCCAAGCAGCACGCGGCCUCGCUGGGAUUGGACACGCUCCCCAACUGAUUCCUGUUCCAGCCAGGCCCACUGGGACCCCGGCACAAAAACUCAGACGGACUUCUCGGUUUGACUUUCUUCCUGCUGGGAGAACAUCAUGGACUUUAAACAUUGAUCAUGCUUGUGACUCUUGUUGCCUCCAUUGCUUUCGCUGCACAAAUAUGAAAUACUCUCCAAAUAUGCAUGCAGGCUAGCAAUGUUUACAGACGUAGCGUUGCCAUGGCACCAGCUCAAAAUAAACUAUCGGUCAGUGUAAUCAUCCGAAGUAUCAAUAUGGCUGUUUAAAUUCAAUUGUGGCUUUGAAGUGGGAGUAAAAAAACAAUUAGGGCUCCCCCUGCUGCAGGGGUGUCAAACGUAUGGCCCGUGGGCCGGAUCAGGCCCGCAAACAGGUUUUAUCCGGCCCGUGGGAUAAGUUGGCCUAGUUUAAAAAUGAGCCGAAAUUUUUGAAUGAAAGAAACUGCUGUUCUAAAUGUGUCCACCAGGUGUCGCAAUAGCAAUUAUUUGUAUCUUUGUAGAUGCUACAUAUGUAAAAAAUAAUAAUAAACCACAUGUUAGUGCACCAGUCGAGGAAAAUGAGCAAACUACAUGAAUAACAUCCUGUAAUUUGAUUUUGAUAUUCUUUUCUUUUUAUCUUGAUAUAUUGAAAAUUAACACCAAUGAGUUGACUGAUGAACAUUAUCACAUAAUUUAUUCAGAAAGUAUAAAUAACUACAAAUAAAGAUAGAAUACUAUUAACCGCAACAUAUAAGCGUAAACAAAACAACAUACAUUUUUCAACAAAAAUAACAAUCUAAAGUUGUCUUUAUUUUUAAGUUAUCGUGCCGUGAUUUUACCAGUCAGGCCCACUUGGGAAUAGAUUUUUCUCCAUGUGGCCCCCCACCUAAAAUGAGUUUGACACCCCUGCCCUACUGGAAUGAAUGUACACGCCAAUCAACUCCUAACAUGUCUUCAGUAGUAAUGUAAGCAUCAAAUAUCUACUGUGUGGACCAUUAAAACAGGUGAUCAAAUGUCACCAUGGCAACAACAGCAACAACACCCCCAUCCAAUUACAAGCAAGUGUUCUCGCCAAAAUACAACAAGUAAGCAACGGCGGCAUUUUGGACAGCGGGUGAAUACGGCUGCUGCUGGAAGAAUGAAAGGCCAACUGUGUAUUAUAUAUCGCUGUAGAUUUAAGAUGUGAGUACAAAGUCAGUAAUUUAUCUGUGAAAUGUAACGGGAAUAAAUCCGAG